AUGGAUGUUCGCAUCGUCGAGGUCGGUCCGCGCGACGGGCUGCAGAACAUCUCGACCCUGGUCCCCACGGCCGUGAAAUUGGAGCUGAUUGCGCGCCUGCACGCCGCCGGCUUGAAGAUUAUUGAGCUCACGUCGUGCGUAUCGCCCAAGUCCAUUCCUCAGCUUGCCGACCACGACAAGAUUCUCAGCGACGGUGCGGUACAAGCCCUGCUUGGACGACAACAGAAUCACGACGACUUGCAGCUCCCAGUGUUGGUGCCUAAUCGCAAAGGGCUGGAGACGGCGAGAAAGUAUGGCGUUUGCGAGGUUGCCGUGUUUGUGAGCGCGACUGAAGGCUUUAGCCGGGCCAACAUUCAUUGCAGUGUGGAAGAAGGGAUAGGCCGGGCCAAGGAGGUAGCCGAUUUGUGCAUACCGGCGGGAAUCAAGGUUAGAGGUUAUGUUUCUUGCAUCUUUGCAGACCCAUUCGAUGGAAAGACCUCCGAGGCAGCCGUUCUGGAAGUCGUAGAAAGACUUUUGGAUAUGGGAUGCUACGAGGUCAGUCUCGGCGAUACGCUUGGAGUCGGCGUUCCGGGAGAUGUAAGGAGAUUACUCGGUUAUCUGUUUGCCAACGGGGUUCCAGCCGGAAAGCUCGCUGGUCAUUUCCACGACACCUACGGCCAGGCUCUGGGAAAUGUCUGGGAGGCAUUUCAGCAGGGCCUGAGGACAUUUGACAGUAGUGUCGCCGGCCUUGGUGGAUGUCCAUUUGCCCCCGGCGCUCAGGGCAAUCUGGCCACCGAGGACCUGGUGUACAUGUUUGAGGAGUCUGGCGUGAGCACCGGCGUGGACCUGAUCAAGCUAGCCGAGACUGGUCACUGGAUAUCACAGAAACUUUCAAGACGCCACGACAGCCGGGCUGGGUCGGCAAUCAUCAAGAAGCGAACAAACACAUUACCGCAAAGCACCGCAAAGACAUCCAGAGGCUUGCCAAGCACGAAUUGGGCAGUUCAAAAAGAAACAGAGGGAUUAAAAGUAUUGUGCUCUGGUCGUAAUCGCAAGAUUAUCUUGAGCAGGCCUGAAAACGGCAACGCUCUGACGGCAUCCAUGAUUGAACAGCUGACGACCUUUUUUGACCAAUCCGCCACUGAUGGCUCCAUUCGCCGCAUCGUCAUUACUGCUCAAGGCAAGUUCUUUUGCACUGGUAUGGACUUGAGCCAGCAAGGCCCCGUCGCAAAGGAUCAAUCGGCGAGCGACAAUCAGUUCAAUCGUCUGACCCGCCUGUUUGAGGCAAUUGAUCGAGCGCCCCAAGUCACCGUGGCUGCCAUCAACGGGCCCGCAUUUGGGGGCGGGAUCGGUCUGGCAUUUGCCUGCGAUAUUCGCAUCGGUGUCUCUGCCGCUGCGCUGACUCUCAGCGAGGUCAAGCUUGGACUGUGUCCAGCAACCAUUUCCAAGUAUGUCAUUAGGGAAUGGGGCUUGGCCUUUGCUCGGGAAGCCAUGUUGAGUGGCCGCACCAUUCCAUUAUCCGAACUGCGGUCCCUCGGGAUUGUAGCGGCCACGUGCGAGUCUACAUCUGACUUGGAGAAGCUCAUUGAUGAGUAUUUGCUACGACUGAGGGUUGCGGCGCCGAGAGCCUCUUCAUUAUGCAAAGACCUCAUCAGAGCUAGCCCAUUGGGUUUGAGUCCGACUACCCAGCAGGAAGCGAUUCGCUCUGCAUUCGACGAGAUGAUGAAACCAGGAGGCGAAUCAGAGCAUGGAUUGAAAGAGUUUAGAGCCGGGAGGAGACAUGUCAACUGGGAUUCGUACAACCUAGAGUCAAAGUCUAAGCUAUAA
Messenger RNA from Pestalotiopsis fici W106-1, 1806 nucleotides. RefSeq lists its product as uncharacterized. Gene Ontology annotation, molecular function: hydroxymethylglutaryl-CoA lyase activity. The record is from RefSeq and is a predicted model, not a curated record. The coding region runs from base 1 to 1806 and encodes 601 amino acids. Gene Ontology annotation, biological process: ketone body biosynthetic process; L-leucine catabolic process. The transcript is spliced from 2 exons. NCBI's taxonomy places the organism in Eukaryota, Fungi, Ascomycota, Sordariomycetes, Amphisphaeriales, Sporocadaceae.